This is a messenger RNA of Heterostelium album PN500, 2805 nucleotides long. RefSeq names its product bZIP transcription factor (gene med15). Lineage: Eukaryota; Evosea; Eumycetozoa; Acytosteliales; Acytosteliaceae. Gene Ontology annotation, biological process: regulation of DNA-templated transcription. Gene Ontology annotation, molecular function: DNA-binding transcription factor activity. The transcript is spliced from 2 exons. Bases 1 to 2805 code for a protein of 934 amino acids. The record is from RefSeq and is a predicted model, not a curated record.
AUGUUUACCACACAAGUACAUCAUGGCACAAAUGGAGGAGGUAAUCCAAUGAUGAAUGAUUUUCUGAUUCACGAUGAGUUUCCACCAUCGAGUUCAGUACACAUCGGUGGUUCUUCGAUAUCUUCUGCAUUCUCUGAUGGUUACGACUAUUUCGGAAUCAGUGAAGAUCCUCCUAUGCCAACCACUCAAUUACAACAACCACAACCAGUAGUACAGCAAGUAGUACAACAACAAGUACAACAACAAGUACAAACUCAACCACAACAAGUAGUACAACAACAAGUACAACAACAACCACAACAACAGCAACAACAACAACAGCAGACAUCAGAGUUCUCAAUGGCAGCGGCAACAACAGCUGCUCUGACCAAUCUGAAUCGAAUUCAACAACAGCAGCAACAGCAGCUAAUUCAACAACAGUCAAUGUUGGCCAAUUUCAAUAACAAUGUUAGUGCGAAUCACAAUCGAAUGUAUUUGAUGCUUGGCGGUGAGAAUAUGGGUGUUCUACCAUUCAACGAUGAAAAGAACUUAUUGUUGCUGUCAGCGUUGAACAACGAUGGUUCAUCAAUCUAUAAUAUUCAACAGCAAUUGCAACAACAACAAGCACAACAAUUAUUGCUGCAACAACAACAGCAACAGCAACAAGCACAACAACAACAACAACAAUAUAUUCCAAAUCAACAACAACAACAACAACAGAUAUAUCAACAAGUUCAGCAAGUACAACAACAACAACAAUUUAUACCAAAUCAACAACAAAAUAUAAUACAACAAUCGAUUCCACAAGUACAACAAGUUCAACAAGUACAACAACAGCAGCAACAGCAACAACAACAAAUAAAUAAUAUUAUAUUACAAAACCUUUCACCUCAACAACAACAACAAUUACUUUAUCAACAACAACAACAACAGAAUCAACAACAACAGUCACUUCAAAACCUUUCACCUCAACAACAGCAAACUAUAAUACAACAAACUACACCACCACAAAUAAUUCAACAGCCACAAAUAGUUUAUCAACAAUCACCUCAACAACAACAACAACAACAACAGCAGCAGCAACAACAGACAAUGAAUAUAUACCAACAACAACAACAGCAGCAACAACAACAACAACCAAAGAUGAUAUAUCAACAAUCACGUCCAAAAGUAUCACCUCAAAUUCAAAGUAUAAAUGGAAAUCAAUCUGUAAAUCAACAACAACAACAACAACAACCACAACAAUUACAUAAUCAUCAUUUUGGUAGUUCAAAUCCAUCGUCACCAAUUACCAUUGCAUCAUCACCUAGUAUCGAUCAUAACGUUGUGAAUUCACCUGCUCAACAACAACAACACUCUAAACCAAUGCCAAAUGUUAUACCACAAGCCAACAACAAUAGUAACAAUGUUAACAAACCAAUUACAACAGCGGUAUCACCACCACCACCACAACAAUCACCCAUUUCACAAUCUGGUACAGCAACAGCAUCGAUUCCAGACCCUGCCAUCUUUUCACAGGUCCCAUUCGUACAAACCAUUCAAUCGAAAUCGUCUGGUCCCAUUCACCCAUUCAAUUCCUUCAUUCUCAACGAUGAGUUUGACGAUCCCAAUCUCACCGACAAACAAAAGAACCGGCGAAGAGCCAGUCAGAAUCUGGCCAGUAGAAACUACCGACAGCGUAAGAAGGCGUACAUCACCGAUAUCGAAGCGAAAAUCGAGGGAUUGGAGCAGGAGAUCGAGCGGCUCAAGCGUGAGAAUCACGAAGCUCGUAAACUGGCGAAUCGACUACUCCAGGAGAAUGCAAUCCUGCGCAGUGGCGGCACACCAAUGAGAAAAUCCGACAUUCCAGGAUGCACCGGUGACGAAUCCGACGAGGAAGAUCCCGAGGAGAUAUUCGUACCGCCACCCGAGGAGCAGCAAGACAUCUCGGUGUUGAUCGAGCGUCUCGAACUCGGCACGAAAUCCGACCGUCAACAAGACGAUCUUCAAGACGAACAGAAAAUGGGUGAGAUCACCAACACUCUCAAGCUGUUCUAUCAGACACUGAAAUCGCGACACAAUGUAUAUACCGACCAAAUCAAACAAAUUGUAAAUCCAUGUACACAAGCCAAAUUGGUUUUACUGGAUGCCGAUGUAUCCUCUCAGAACUCUAUUUCCGUUUGUCAGAUUCCAAAUACACCUGAUCAACAACCUGCAUUUAUGAACACCCCUGAAGUAUCUUCACCUGCAUCCGUAUCCAACGUUCAACUAUCGUGGUGGAGUCACUACAUUCAUGAAGCAAGUCUAAAUGAUUUACAAGUUCAAAGAAUUAAACAAUUGAAAAAUGAUUUCACUCAACAACAUCAAAAGUUUAUCAAAGAGAGACAAGUGUUGAAUAAAGAGGUUAAGGAAUUCUAUCAAUCCAAGGUGUUUAAUUUCAAUAGGAAUUACUUUGGUAGCAGUGGAGGCGGUAGUAGUAGUGGUGGCAGUGGAAGUAGCAGUACGGAACAACAGUCUUCGCCAACGCAAAAGAUGGACGAAGACGGAGUACACACCAGUCCAACUCAGAACCAUUCGAAUAUCACCAUGUUGGGCGAGCGUCUCGACGCCAUCAAAGAGAAUUUGGAACAAGAGAAAUCGCUGUUGCUCUAUACCUACGAACAACUCGGACUCAUCCUCUCGCCAUACCAAGAGGCACUCCUCAUCACCAAGGUCUACACCAACCCACAGUCCUCAGGUUCCAAUCUCCAGAUGAUCCAUUCGAUUUGGGAAGCCAUCUCACUCUCUGAAUCACAAGAACAAAAAGAAUUGAAUUCAAACAAAGUAUCACCAAAUAUUAAUCAAUAA